GGCGACUCCGCACUCAUCAGCCGCCGCGGCCCCCGUCACGCCGCAACCGCAGGCCACCGCCGCGCCGCCCACUGGCCACCGCCGCGCCGCCCACUGGCCACGGCGACUGCGGCACACAUCAGCCGCCGCACACAGCAGCACGACGAGUUGUAAUCGGCCAACCCACGACCCCACGCGGCCACAGCCCACAGCUUGGCCUGCGCAGCAAUUUGUUUGUAGUUCCGCCACUGCUCAGACGCCUGCGUUCCCAGCCGCGCCUCACCCACUCGCGCUGGGUGUGCCUUGGAGAUGGCCGAAGCGUCAUUUUUUGAUAGGAUGGUUUCCCAGCUUCGGUCGACAUCCAAGUACUACACUGGAUAUCCCAAGGAUCUAGGGCCAUCAAGAAUCAUACCGUUCACAUCAGAGCGUCAGUUUGUGCAGCUAUUACAUGAAGGACGGCCUGUUGUUGUGGCCUUUACUAUUAAGUGCACUUAUACGCAGCAUCUUGACAAAGUACUAGAGGAGGCUGCUGCUACAUUCUAUCCUCAUAUAAAGUUUGUUCGGGUGGAAUGCCCAAAGUAUCCUGGGUUUUGCCUCACGAGGCAAAAGACUGAGUAUCCAUUUCUUGAAGUAUUUUACAACCCAGAACAGGCUGCUAACCCAGGAAAGAUCGUGGACCCGAGCGUCACAAAAUACUCUGCAAAAGUCCUACCUUUCAACUAUGACCAGAGCGUGUAUGGAUUUCGAGAGUAUUUUAAGAAGUAUGGGUUCAAGUAUUCCGAAACAAACUAGGUUUGAGCCCUGCAGAGUUAGACAGUCCAGCUGGCAUGACGAGGCCUGGUUAUUAAAUUUACUUUCAGCGUGUACUAACAGUGAUACCGCAUUCUUAUGUGUCAGCACCCCCUGCAUAUUUGCUCUGCCUUGGCAAAUCAGCAAAUGGUUGAAAAAAUGGCCAAGCUAUUAGCUAGGUUUCCGGUAUGCUCAAGAUUGCAGUAGAAUUUCUACAUGUUGCAUGUUGUUAUUUGUCGAAUCUCUGAACUGCAUUUUCAGAUUCAGUGUUAAUAAAAAUUCUGCGGCUGGCUA
Hordeum vulgare subsp. vulgare (domesticated barley) is the source of this 1062-nucleotide messenger RNA. RefSeq lists its product as uncharacterized. The transcript has 7 exons. NCBI's taxonomy places the organism in Eukaryota, Viridiplantae, Streptophyta, Magnoliopsida, Poales, Poaceae. Bases 289 to 771 code for a protein of 160 amino acids. The record is from RefSeq and is a predicted model, not a curated record.